AUGUCGAACCCUUAUCUCCACGACGACCAAGGACCCGUCUCCCAGAACCAACCAACCUCUGGCGGCCUCCAAUAUCAAUACAACGGUACACCCAACAGCGGCACCAACCAUCUCACACCCUUCUCACCCCACUUGCUGAGCAACUCAGCUUCUCCCACGCACCAUAACACCAACACGCCCGCCGAGUCCAUCUCCAACUACAGCCAAUAUCACACGAGCGAAUACAGCGAUAUGGACGAUACAGACCCUUUCUACGGUGUCGAUUUCAACAGCACCGAGGGUGGGACGCCGUCAUUCCUGGACGAGAACCUGCUGCCUCUGAGCAGAACUAGCAGCUUCGGCACCACACCUGCGUCUCAGUCCUUCGACGUCACCCGCCCCCGCAAGACUUCUGAUCUGGGCGUAUACCCCUUCAGCCCCGAACAGACUGCGUCUAUGCAUACGCCUUCGCCCGCCAGCGAUCAGAGGGCCUUCGCAGUGCAGCAGGUUGACGGCCCCCCCACCUCUGUCUCGCCCCGCGACCUCCAGAAGCCCUUCGCGGCCCCGCCCGUCCCGACUUUCGUGUCAGCGCCGGUAUUCCAGCUCACUCCCGAUCCGAGCCGGAGCGGUCGUUCGAGCGAAGAGGACCUUGUGUCUCGUCACCCCGUUACGACCGCUCAGAGCCCACGCGUUACUGUUUCGCUCUGGGGAAGGGACGAUGAUCAGCCUAUCGUGCCCCUCGAGCGUACCUUCACCCCCGACGAUGACGAUCCGGUCACUGUUCGUGGCUCAUUUUCCGCUGCCGGCGACAUGAUGUACGCUGGAGAUCAGGUCACGUCCAUGCCUCCCCCGCCUCACCCCAAGGAUGAGUCUAGCAUUCGCCGCCGACUCUCGUCCUCCAGUCGUCGCGGGCUGGAACCAGGCAGCCGGACGACGGCCGAGACGGAAAGCCCCAAUGAAAUGGUCACGCGUCGUGAGAUUGAGGAGAAGAAUGUCGAGGUUGGCAAGUGGCUCACCGGUAACGUUGUGGAAAACCCUCCCGCGGAGCAAUCUUCAUCGUCCAUUGCCCAGCUCGACAAGGCGGACCCCAACAGACAGGACGACGAAAAGAUUCCUCUGGGCGACCAAACCGAGAACAAGUAUCUGUCAAAUCAGGUCUACUUUCAUCCUGGAGGCGGCGAAAUGACCCAGACAGACCUCGACAUCUUACACGCCAACAGCAAGUGGGGCGACGCGCCCAUGUCACAUCCCAUCAGUAGUCAGGGCGAGCGCUUCCAGCCCGAGUCCUCCCAAGCAGCCAUUGCACGAUACAACAAGAUGUGGGACAACGAGUCGAUCGUUUCCAAGGCUGCGACGUGGGGUACGCGCCGGCGUAGUCUCCCGAGCUUGCUCGACGUCGACAUUGAAAGCGUCACGAGUGGCAAGCUUCUCAAGAAGCUCAGCAUUGCUCGUGGUGAGGGCACUCGCCCUGACCGAGGCGUGCGGCGGCCUAGUCUGCUGCAAGACUUGCGAGGCCUCGUCAGGCGGCCCAGCGGCAGCGGACUUCUCAAGCGAUCCAGGAGCAACAACGGAGAGGAGAGCCCUCAGCCGGCUGGUAGCCAGAGCCCCGAACGGCGUGACAGCUCACCGCACCUGGCACCGCCGGCACGCACCUCAAGCUGGGGUAACAAAAAGGGCCCAGUCCCCAGCAUCAACACUGCUCUCGUGUCGAUGGGCAAUAGUGUCGCAUCAAUCGGCACGACCCACGCCCGGAACAGCUCCAUCAGCGCGACGUCCAUCACCUCGCCCAGGAGCCCUUUCAACAACACUUUGCAAGUGAAGAACACCCUCCGGCGUCCGAGGAGCAAGUCCGAUCUUCCAAAACCCAGUCCCAGCAACGAGACGCAUUCCAAUUUGGUUGGUAUGUGGCGGAAGACUGGCGGUCCACCCGUUGCGACCUUGGCCACGAGCACCAACGUAGACGUCGAGGAUGAGGACGAGGACGAGGACGACGGCGAUGACGGCGACAUGAAGAUCGAACCGAACAGAACUAUCAGUGACAUCACGCCCACGUUUGCCGGAUUCCAGCAGCACAUCCUACGUCUAAACCCAGGCCUGGAGACGAGUGGCAACUAUCUGGUGGAUCGUAUCGCCCACCAACAGAUCAUCCGCUACAAGCAACUGCUCAACUUCAAGAAGAAACACUUGCAGGCCGGUGCCGACUGCUCAUGCGGACCUCUUUGUGUGGCUCUGGGUGGGAGUGCCACGAUUCUUGAUCAGAAAGGCGCCCCCAAGAGCCUGGACCCGUUGUCGGCCAGCUGUGACAUUGAAGAUGGCAAUAUGACGCCGAUCGAAGGCGCCAUUACGCAAGACAGCUUCCCCACGGAUAUUCCAAUGCCACUCACCCCAAGUCUUCCGGCCGAAUUCGAAUGCCAACUCUGCUUCCAAGCAAAGAAGUUCAACAAGCCUUCUGACUGGACGAAGCAUGUUCACGAGGAUGUCCAGCCAUUCACGUGCACCUGGGAUCGAUGCCGGGAUCCAAAGAUUUUUAAGCGCAAGGCGGACUGGGUGCGCCACGAGAAUGAAGGCCACCGUCACCUCGAAUGGUGGACGUGUGACGUGGAGGACUGUACCCACACGUGCUACCGUCGCGACAACUUCCUGCAACAUUUGGUGCGCGAGCACAAGUUUGCCGAGCCCAAGUUCAAGAACAAGGCUGCAGUGAAGCAGCAGAGUUCUGACCCUACCUGGCAAAAGGUGGAGCAGUGCCAUCAAGACACGCCGGUGAAGCCUCAGGACGAGCCGUGCCGGUUCUGCGGAAAGUCAUUCCCCUCUUGGAAGAAGCUCACAGUCCAUCUCGCCAAGCACAUGGAGCAGAUCAGUCUCCCCAUCUUGCGUCUCGUGGCGGAGAGAGAACUCGAGCCAGAUACCAUCAUCAGUCCCGUCCAGGAUGCCCCGCCCCGCAAUGCUUUCAACACCGCCGUGCCUUUCAACGAGUCGAUCUCCAGCCGCACCGACUUGUCGUCCCAAUUUCGGUGCGGCCAGGCAACGUAUCCGCCUCCGGCUGGGCGCCCGUCCGGCCUGGUCACCGAUCCAAGGGCGUUCGGUAACAACAACGGCGUCCCGUUCGGAUACAUGGACAACAUGCAACAACAGUACGACGAUUCCCUGUUCUCGUCCACGUACGGCGAUAACGGCCAAGAGUUGCAUUCGUCUCCGCUUAUUGACCAAACGAAUGGACUGGGCUUCGGCCAUGCAGACUUUCAGAACAUGGCCUUGCCGACGAACGUGUACGGGGGAGGGCAAGGACAGUACAUGACAGUGCCGCCAAGCGGGGAGCCAUUCCCAGCGCUCGACACGGACGCCCUUGGCUUGCACCAGCCCGGUAUGGGACCAAUGUCAAUGGACAGUUCUCUGCAGUACGGCAUGUUGAUGGGACAAGGCCAGGGUCACGGCCACGGCCUCGGGCAAAUCCCAGCCCACCCAAACAUGGCGCAGUAUGCAGCGCAAGGCAGGACGUCGCCGUACUCGCGGUCACCGCACCAGGAGAUGAACGUCUUCUAUGCUCCCCAGUGA
Molecule: messenger RNA, 3534 nt
Organism: Verticillium dahliae VdLs.17
Lineage: Eukaryota; Fungi; Ascomycota; Sordariomycetes; Glomerellales; Plectosphaerellaceae
Exons: 1
Coding region: 1-3534 (1177 amino acids)
Source: RefSeq, a predicted model, not a curated record